Molecule: messenger RNA, 1249 nt
Organism: Tachysurus vachellii
Lineage: Eukaryota; Metazoa; Chordata; Actinopteri; Siluriformes; Bagridae
Gene: glrx3
Product: glutaredoxin 3
Exons: 11
Coding region: 69-1049 (326 amino acids)
Source: RefSeq, a predicted model, not a curated record
AUCGAUUAGUAAUGCCUAGGACGCGAGUUCACGAGUGACUCGAUAAUCAUCUACAUUGGCUUGGAAACAUGGCGAACUUCACGGAGGCGAAAACGCCGCAGCAGUUUAAUGAUGUGUUAAAAAAGGCUGGCAGGUCUCUCACAGUUGUUCAUUUCCAUGCACCAUGGGCUCCCCAGUGCUCUCAGAUGAACGAUGUGAUGGAGGAGUUAGCCAAGGAGCACAAACAGACCAUGUUCAUCAAGCUGGAGGCCGAAGCAGUGCCCGACGUGUCCGAGAAGUACGAGAUCACCUCAGUCCCUACUUUCCUCUUUUUCAAGGGUGGCGAGAAGAUUGACAGGCUGGACGGUGCACAUGCCCCUGAGCUGACCAGUAAGGUGCUGCGGCUGGCGUCCAGUGGGGGCGGGCCUGCAGGGCCAGGGGAAGCCCCUAAGGAGGAGCUUAACGAGAGACUCAAGAAACUAAUCAACGCUGCACCCUGUAUGCUCUUCAUGAAGGGAACUCCCCAGGAACCUCGCUGUGGCUUCAGCAGACAGAUUGUGCAGAUAUUAAAGGACCACAGCAUCCAGUACAGCAGCUUUGAUAUCUUGUCUGAUGAGGAGGUCCGGCAGGGGCUGAAGACGUACUCCAACUGGCCCACUUAUCCUCAGGUGUAUGUUAGCGGAGAGCUGAUCGGAGGGCUCGACAUCAUCAAGGAAAGUGCUGAAUCAGGCGAGCUUGAAAAUACCUUUCCUAAAACUGUCUCACUGGAACAGAGGUUGAAGUCUCUCAUCAACAAAAGUCCCAUCAUGCUCUUUAUGAAAGGAAACAAAGAGGGAGCCAAAUGUGGAUUCAGCCGUCAGAUACUUGAAAUAAUGACCAGUGUCGGGGUUGAAUAUGACACCUUUGAUAUUCUCCAAGAUGAAGAGGUUAGACAGGGUCUAAAGACGUAUUCUAACUGGCCCACGUACCCACAGCUCUACGUAAAAGGAGAACUCAUUGGAGGCCUGGAUAUCAUCAAGGAGCUGAAAGAGAACGGUGAGCUGGAGUCGGUGCUGCGAGGGGAGAAUUAGAAGAAGAUGGGAGCAAGUUACACUGAAGUCUUCACUACUGUCUAUAGAGACUGUUCUAAAGGUCACAGGAGGCAGAACAGCAAUAUUCCAACCAAAUUAUGUCUUUUAGGAGAUCAUUGAUCCACCAUGGCUAUAUUAAUGUCCAAAGCCUGUUGGCAAAAUAUCUCACAAAUUCCAGUAAAGCUGUCAUCUCAAUUAAA